CAUAAGUACAACUUUCUUGACAUAUACAUAUAUCAUAUACAUAUCUUCUGGUUAUUUAUUUAUAGAAGCAGAUAAGCGAAUUUGCUGAGGAAAAAAAGGAAUACAUGUUUAACAGAAACCACACUGAUCAUGCACGAAUGGGCGUAAUACAUGGUUGCAGCAAAUGAGUUGGAAAAAGCGAUGCAAACAAAAAGAGUGCACACAAACACAUACAUAAGACCUUUCAACUAUUUUUAAAAGAAUAUAUCAGCAGUCAGUUAUGAUAAACAUUGGUGGUUUAAUACUGGCACUUGGAUUCGUCAACUCAGGUCUUACUGCGCCUGUGGCCAUAAACAUAGCAUUGACUUACAAGAACGACACAUGUGUGGUGUUAGCAUGCGGCUUCAAAAGUGACUUUGCUGUUGCUGUGGGGUUGUAUAUGAAACGGAAAUCCAUGUCAUCCUUUGCAAGAACAAUAGCGAUUGGUGGCAAUGCCACCAACUGUCAGGUUACUCCACUACCGGCCAACAUUAAAUGCGAAUGCGUUAGCGAGAGAUACGUUAGUUGCACAAUAUGUACUCUAACCGUGGAAAAUGACGAUGAGCAGUGGAAGUGCGCUAUCCCGAGCAAUGGCAUUGCAGUAUUCAGCAACACAGUAAAGAUAAUGGUUCCAGAGGAAACAAGAGGAUCCGAACAUCGAAAAGGAUUGCGUGCAAAUAAUGUUGGUUCUACAUUAACGAAUUUAUCUGAGCACAUUAGUUGGCGUCCCUCCGGUAUGCAACUGGUUUAUGAACUUAAAAGACAGGUGUUGAUAGCUGCGACUCUUUUUGUCAUCAUAAUGGCGACAAUAGUUGGUGCUUUAUACAGGCUGUUGCCGCCGUCACCCAGUGGUCGACAGAAAGAAUUAUCAACGAGUAUACUAUUUACAUCAGCUGAAGAUAGACCGUUUAGAGGAAGAAAAGAAUUUAAAAAAUGAAGCACAAGCUAUCGAUGUGUCUAAGAACAAAUAGUUUAAUAUUUUUCCCUUAUAGUUACAGCCUAAACACUAAAUAAGCCGAACUUUGACAACAUCGGAAUAAAUACCUUCUAGAAUACCAUAAGACUGAAGUAUAUGUAUAAAGCUGAACAGCUUUUAAAAUGAAAAUCAUCGUGUUUGUAUUUUUCGCAAGUGCUGUGGAUUGCAAGUCUAAAAUAUUCCUUUCGGCAAUAAUGUUAAAAUUCUCAUAUUGUGUGUUUCAAUAAGUUUAUAAAAAAUAAAAAAAAGUGAUUAUUCA
Molecule: messenger RNA, 1253 nt
Organism: Dreissena polymorpha
Lineage: Eukaryota; Metazoa; Mollusca; Bivalvia; Myida; Dreissenidae
Exons: 5
Coding region: 260-955 (231 amino acids)
Source: RefSeq, a predicted model, not a curated record